Messenger RNA from Amoebophrya sp. A25, 179 nucleotides. NCBI's taxonomy places the organism in Eukaryota, Dinophyceae, Syndiniales, Amoebophryaceae. The record is from the annotation of a GenBank genome assembly.
CUGGCACCACCUCUGACUUCUAUCAUUCAGAACCACAACCUGAGGUUGUCAACCUCUAUCAUUUAGACCACAACAUCUUCCGAAAAAACAAUAAGAAUGGAAAGAGAGUCCACGUUGCCUUACCAGUCAAUAAGAAUGGAAAGAGAGUCCACGUUGCCUUUUCAGUCGUUCCAAGACGC